UAACUGGAGUUGUUUACUUCGUAUUUGUAUGCUUGACUUUAAAGCUAACUUCCCUAAAUAUGUCACUAAUAUAUUCUUUUUUAUUUAUUUAUUUGUGAGGGAUAAUUUAUUUGCCUGAAUUCCUCUGGCUGUGUGUAGGUCGCUGCGGUUUAUGAUGUUACUCAGACUCAUCUCUGUGCAGGGAUGUGCCAGGAGCCAGCCUUUGCUUAGUGACUCGUGGACUUAAAAUUGUGGGGGUUUAGAAUUAGACUGCAGUAAUGCUAAACGCUAAACAUGAAGUAGAUGUUAGGAUUGUUGCAGGCUCUUUACUUUGGUUGGGUUGGAAAGGUGCAGUUUGUCCUCGUGUGCUCGCAAGUUGCCAGGUUGCUUUUACCGCAGGGCUGGGGAGGUGGGGCUGGGUUUCCCGCUGGGGAACCCCUCGGUGCCCGCCGCCGGUGCGGGAGAGCUGAAAUCGGUGUCGCUUUAAUAAACUUGAAGCUUUCACGAGAUUAACUCUUCCCGGUGGUUUUUAUGGCCUCGCCGUCCCGCGGCGGUGGGCGGAGCCAGAGGGGGGCGGUGCCUGAGGGGGGCGGUGUCAGUGCGCGCCCCGCCCCCCGGCGGCCGGGCGGCGUCAUGGCGGCGGAGCGGGACGGGGCCGGGCAGCGGGAGCUGAGCCUCUACCGGCGGCUGCCCAAAGUGGAACUUCAUGCUCAUUUGAAUGGCUCUAUCAGUUCUGCCACCAUGAAGAAACUUACAGCCCAGAAGCCGUGUCUUCAGAUCCAGAAUGGAAUGACUGUGAUUGACAAAGGAAAGAAAAGGACCUUAGAUGAAUGCUUUCAGAUGUUUCAGAUUAUCUAUCAGAUUACCACUAGGCCUGAAGAUAUUUUACUGAUAACUAAAGAUGUUAUUAAGGAAUUUGCUGAUGAUGGUGUCAAGUAUCUGGAAUUGAGGAGCACUCCUAGAGAAGAAAAGUCCACAGGUAUGACCAAAAGGAUGUAUGUUGAAACUGUACUUGAGGGUAUAAAGCAGUGUAAAGAAGAAGGCUUGGAUAUAGAUGUCAGGUUGCUGAUAGCCAUAAACAGAAGAGGUGGCCCGGACGUUGCCAAGCAGACUGUUAAACUUGCUGAAGAGUUCCUUCUUUCCACUGAUGGGGCUGUAGUAGGAGUUGACCUCAGUGGUGAUCCCACUGCAGGACGUGGUCAAGAUUUUUUUGAACCACUCUUAGAAGCAAAAAAAGCAGGCCUGAAGCUGGCAUUGCAUCUUUCAGAGAUUCCAAAUCAAGAAGAGGAAACCAAAGUUCUGCUGGGCCUGCCUCCUGACAGAAUUGGACAUGGAACAUUUCUCAACGCAGCCACAGCGGGUUCAGAAGAGUUAGUGCUGCUCGUUCGACAGAAUCAGAUACCUAUUGAAUUUUGCAUGACAUCAAACAUCAAAACUCAGACAGUGCCCUCCUGUGACAAACACCAUUUUGGAUACUGGUACAACAUGGGCCACCCUGCAGUGCUUUGUACUGAUGAUAAAGGUGUCUUUGCAACAGAUCUAUCGCAGGAGUACGAGCUGGCUGCAGAAACAUUCGGUCUGAGCCCGUCCCAGGUGUGGGAUCUCUCCUAUGAGUCAAUCAACUACAUCUUUGCUUCCAGUGACGUAAAAUCCAAGCUAAGGGAACGGUGGUGCCAACUGAAGCCAACCCUGUUUGAUUAAAAACUCUUGUUCUAAGCAGCUUGGAUGUGUUAGCUCAGGUAGUAACCAUUUCUGACUGAAGUCCCUGGGUUUUUUCAAACUUCAGGUUUAUAAAUGCAGCCCAUAAACUGUGCCUGUGAAAGGAAGGUGAUGGGAACCCCUCCCGUGUUAGUGGGGACAGAGGUAACUGUUCUUCCCUUGUUGGGAAGGGCUCCUGACCACUGACUGAAAUUCCAGGUGUGUCCUCACCUCCUUUCUCUCAGUUGAUAUGACAUUUUUUAAAAAUAGUUUAAAUAUGUCGUCGUACUACAGAUGUGUGAGUCAGAACACAAUAAGGGCUCAGCUGCCAGGGCCGAGGAUGUCUCUGCUGGCAGCGUUCUGCCAUCGGGGGGUGUGGUGUGGACAUUUGGGGUUUGAAUUGUUUUUAAACAGAAGUUCUGAGCAAUUGGUUGAGUGUGAAGAUGGAAACAAACUCAGGGAGAGUGAGAUACUUGUCUCAAAGGCAUUAAAUGUUGCCUGUGUUUCAACUGGGGCACAGGUGUGACUGCUGCCUGCUGUGGAUGGCGUGGUGCCUCUGGUGGUGCCUCUGGUGGUGCCUGGUGACACACUCGGCACCGCUCGCAUUUACACCAAGUUCAGAAUCUUGAACGCCUUCACAAACCGUGAGCUUCUGGGGAAUAUGGUCUAAUUCUUCAAAUGCUUUGUAGAAUUGCUGUUUGUUUCUCAUAAAAGAAAAAAAAAAAGCACUAAAAAUA
This is a messenger RNA of Calidris pugnax (ruff), 2414 nucleotides long. RefSeq names its product adenosine deaminase-like (gene MAPDA). The record is from RefSeq and is a predicted model, not a curated record. Gene Ontology annotation, biological process: inosine biosynthetic process; adenosine catabolic process. Gene Ontology annotation, molecular function: adenosine deaminase activity. NCBI's taxonomy places the organism in Eukaryota, Metazoa, Chordata, Aves, Charadriiformes, Scolopacidae. The coding region runs from base 511 to 1680 and encodes 389 amino acids. The transcript is spliced from 10 exons.